Messenger RNA from Procambarus clarkii (red swamp crayfish), 4297 nucleotides. Lineage: Eukaryota; Metazoa; Arthropoda; Malacostraca; Decapoda; Cambaridae. The record is from RefSeq and is a predicted model, not a curated record.
ACCUCACCACCUGAGUGUUGGACCUCCACUACACCUCACCACCUGAGUGUUGGACCUCCACUACACCUCACCACCUGAGUGUUGGACCUCCACUACACCUCACCACCUGAGUGUUGGACCUCCACAUACUAAACCUCUGUUUUAAUUAUUUACCAGAAGAGAAGGUGAACACGCCAAUGUCAUCGUAUUGAGGGACGACGUGCUCUUGAAUAUUAGAAAUGAAGUUGGCGCCGCUGUGUAUGUUGGUGGCGGCUGUGGCGGGGGGCGCCGUCGGGAAAUUGCCCCCUCCUGAGAGACCCUACAAGAUCCUUAUGCUCCUUGCUGUCUCUGCCCCGAGCCACAGGAACGUCUUCAUGCCUCUAGCUGAGGCUCUGGCCGACCGUGGACACGAGAUUGUGAUGUUAACCAACCUAACCAAAGUAUCGAAGCAUCCCAACAUAAAGGAGGUUAACCACUACGCAACACCCUUCAAUGAUGAGGAUACAAACAUGUUCGAAUGCUUGAAGGACCCGACAGGCUCCUUCCUCGUACUAGAGCGCAUUAUUGUGCCUGUUGCCAGGAACUUUUACAAGGAUCCCACGGUGAAGGAGCUCUAUGAGCGGAGGAAGGAGUUUGAUCUCUUCAUUGUGGACCAUGCAUUCAAUGAGAUGGUGUACCCGUUUGUCCACGAGGCUCCAUUCAUCAUGCUCACUACACCUGGGCUGGAUUUUCGUCAGAGCGCCGUCCUUGGUAACGUCCUCCAUCCGGCCUACACCCCCAACAUCAUCCUGGAUUUCCCACGCCCCUACUCUAUCUGGCACCGCUUUUUAAAUACGAUAUUUCAUAUAGGAAUUGCGUUUUACUGGCGAAAUUGGGUCAUCGUGCCUCAGGUGCAGAAGGAGAUCUCUGCGCAGUUCCCGGAUCUUCCGCCGCUGUUGGACCUGGAGAGGAACAUGAGUCUGGCGCUGAUGAACACCCACUUUAGUAUUGGUAUACCACUGCCCCUCCUGCCUUCACAGGUGGAGGUGGGCGGCAUGCACUGUCGACCCGCCAGCCCUCUGCCCCAGGAGGUGGAAUCUUGGAUACUAGGAGCAGGAACUGCCGGCGUCAUCUACUUCAACUUGGGCUCCUUGGUAAUCGGAACCCAUUUGCCAGUGCAAUACCGUAAGGUGUUAGUCGAGGCCUUCCGCAGGCUGCCACAGCGCGUCCUCUGGAAAUUCGAGGGGGAGCUGGAGGACCUCCCUGAGAACGUGAUGAUCAGCAAGUGGCUCCCCCAGCAGGAUAUUCUUGGUCACGACAACGUGAAGGUGUUCAUCACCCACUGUGGCCUCCUCAGCCUGCAGGAGGCCAUCUACCACGCCACGCCUCUCCUCGCCCUCCCCAUCUUCUCCGACCAGCCCAGGAACGCUAUGGUUGUGAAGAAGAAUGAACUGGGACACUUUCUUCUGUGGGAGGAGCUCACUGUGGACUUGGUCGUCGACUCCCUCACCGAUAUUAUUAACAACCCGAAGUAUAAAGAAAACGUUAUGAGGAUGUCAACGGGGAUGAGGGACCAGCCGACGUCGCCCAGGGACCGGGCGGUGUUCUGGACGGAGUACGUCAUCCGCCACCGUGGGGCGCCCCAGCUGAGGUCCCCGGCGGCACAGCUCUCCUGGGUGGAGUUCCUCAUGCUCGACGUCCUCCUCCUCCUCCACCUGGCUCUCUUCCUUCUCGUCUUCAUCCUACGUCGCAUCUUCCGGGUCAUCGCUGCUAAAGCACUUGGUAGUGGCAUUAACAAAAUGAAGAAGGAAAUGGAGUUGGCGCCGUUGUGUGUGUUGGUGGCGGCUGUGGCAGGGGUCGCCGCGGGGGAGUUGGCGCCCCCUGAGAGAGCCUACAAGAUCCUCAUGCUCCUCCCCGUCUCUACCAAGAGCCACAGGAACCUCUUCAUGUCCCUGGCCGAGGCUCUGACUGACCGUGGACACGAGGGGGGUACGUUGAGCAUCUUCCGGUCCAUGGAGACGUAUCUGCUAGCCUUUGCCAAGGACUUGUACAAGGUUCCCGUGGUGAAGGAGCUCUACGAGAAGAGGAAGGAGUUUGAUCUUAUCGUAGUGGAUCAGGUAGUAAACGAGGUGGUGUAUCCCUUCGUGCACGAGGUUCCCUUCAUCUUCCUCUCCCCUCCAGGGAUGGACCCACGCCAGAGCGCCGUCCUGGGCAACGUCCUCAACCCGGCCUACGUCCCCAACUUUGCAUAUUUCUCCAAGUCCAGGAGCUUCUGGCAUCGCUUCCGCGACCUGAUGCUUAACAUAGGAUUUGCUGUUUACUGGCGGAUCUUGGUUGUCAUUCCACUCGUCCAGAAAGAGAUCUCUGCGCAGUUCCCGGAGCUGCCGCCGCUGUUGGACCUGGAGAGGAACAUGAGUCUGGCGCUGAUGAACACCCACUUUAGUAUUGGUAUACCACUGCCCCUCCUGCCUUCACAGGUGGAGGUGGGCGGCAUGCACUGUCGACCCGCCAGCCCUCUGCCCCAGGAAUUAGAGUCGUGGAUCACAGAGGCGGGAUCAUCUGGCGUUAUUUACUUCAGCUUGGGCUCCAUCGCGCGUAGUGCCUCUUUGCCAAUCAAGUACCGCGACCUCUUCAUCCAGGCCUUCCGCAGGCUGCCACAGCGCGUCAUCUGGAAAUUUGACGACGCAGAACUCCAGGUCUCGGCAAACAUGGAGUUGGCGCCGUUGUGUGUGUUGGUGGCGGCUGUGGCAGGGGUCGCCGCGGGGGAGUUGGCGCCCCCUGAGAGAGCCUACAAGAUCCUCAUGCUCCUCCCCGUCUCUACCAAGAGCCACAGGAACCUCUUCAUGUCCCUGGCCGAGGCUCUGACUGACCGUGGACACGAGGUAGUGAUGCUGACUAACCAUCCCAAGUCGUCGGACAACCCCAGCAUCCACGAGGUCUCUCACGGUCUCCCAUAUGUCAAGGAGGACAAUAUGAAUGUGUUCGACUUCAGGGGGGGUACGUUGAGCAUCUUCCGGUCCAUGGAGACGUAUCUGCUAGCCUUUGCCAAGGACUUGUACAAGGUUCCCGUGGUGAAGGAGCUCUACGAGAAGAGGAAGGAGUUUGAUCUUAUCGUAGUGGAUCAGGUAGUAAACGAGGUGGUGUAUCCCUUCGUGCACGAGGUUCCCUUCAUCUUCCUCUCCCCUCCAGGGAUGGACCCACGCCAGAGCGCCGUCCUGGGCAACGUCCUCAACCCGGCCUACGUCCCCAACUUUGCAUAUUUCUCCAAGUCCAGGAGCUUCUGGCAUCGCUUCCGCGACCUGAUGCUUAACAUAGGAUUUGCUGUUUACUGGCGGAUCUUGGUUGUCAUUCCACUCGUCCAGAAAGAGAUCUCUGCGCAGUUCCCGGAGCUGCCGCUGCUGUUGGACCUGGAGAGGAACAUGAGUCUGGCGCUGAUGAACACCCACUUUAGUAUUGGUAUACCACUGCCCCUCCUGCCUUCACAGGUGGAGGUGGGCGGCAUGCACUGUCGACCCGCCAGCCCUCUGCCCCAGGAAUUAGAGUCGUGGAUCACAGAGGCGGGAUCAUCUGGCGUUAUUUACUUCAGCUUGGGCUCCAUCGCGCGUAGUGCCUCUUUGCCAAUCAAGUACCGCGACCUCUUCAUCCAGGCCUUCCGCAGGCUGCCACAGCGCGUCAUCUGGAAAUUUGACGACGCAGAACUCCAGGUCUCGGCAAACGUAAAGAUUCUUAACUGGCUUCCUCAGCAGGAUAUUCUCGGUCAUGACAACGUGAAGGUGUUCAUCACGCAUGCAGGUCUCCUCAGUCUGCAGGAGGCCAUCUACCAUGCCACGCCCCUCCUCGCAAUUCCCAUUUUCGGUGACCAGCUCAAGAACGCCAUGUUCGUGAAGGGGACUGGACUGGGAGACAGUCUGGUGUGGGAGGAACUGACUGAGGACAUGAUCGUUCACGCGAUUAACAAUAUCACCACUGACCCUAAGUAUAAGAAAAACGUGAUGAGGAUGUCAGCGGGGAUGAGGGACCAGCCGACGUCGCCCAGGGACCGGGCGGUGUUCUGGACGGAGUACGUCAUCCGCCACCGUGGGGCGCCCCAGCUGAGGUCCCCGGCGGCACAGCUCUCCUGGGUGGAGUUCCUCAUGCUCGACGUCCUGCUGCUGCUCCUCCUGGCUCUCUUCCUUCUCUUCUUCAUCCUUCGUCGUAUCUUCAGGUUCAUGUCUACUAAAAUCUUUGACGGCGACAGUAGAAAAAGUAAGAACAAGAGGGAGUAGGAACGCCGUCUUUACCGUUACCUUGAAAAACCUUUGGAAAACGAUUCAAAUAAAGAAGUUUGUCAUAUUCCAAC